AAGGGCGUCACCGAAGAGCUUGGGAUUGGAUUCUUCCACACACCGAAAUGUUAUUUCUCCCAUCUCGAUAGCGAUAAACAGGAGUCGGCAAUUUUGUUGGAAGAUCUGCGGCUGCGAAACUACCCUAUAUGCGACAAAUCGUACCCAGUUAACCUCGAGCACGCCAGGCUAUUGACGAUUCAGCUGGGAAGAUUACACGCUGUGUCAUUCGCUUUGAAGGAACAGCGACCGGAGCUCUUCGAACAAUUCAAAGUGCCUGAUCCGAUGUUUAGUAAAAUGGUCACGAGCAAAACAUUCAUGGGAUUGAUGACAACUUCGAUGGACGGAGCGAUAGGCGCCCUAGAGCCGAACGAAGAUAUAGCUCGUUAAAAGAUGAUGAAUCUCAAAAGCCACAUAGGUGAAGAACUGACAACUCUAACAGAUCCACAGUUGAGCGAACCGUAUAGCGUUCUAGGCAACGGCGAUUGUUGGAUCAAUAAUAUGAUGUUCGCUUACAAGGAUGGUUAUCCCGUGGAUAUCAUUUUGCUGGACUGGCAAAUCUCCCGAUACGUUUCUCCAGCUCUAGACCUGUUGUAUUUCAUUUUCUGCUGUACCGACGAGAAGCUCCGCAGACAGCACUACAACGCUCUAAUACAUCUUUACUACGCAUCAUUAAAAGAACUCCUCGAAAGACUGGGAGGCGACACGGCAAGGCAAUUUCCAUUCACAGCGCUGUUUCAACAACUGCAGACGUGCGGCAAGUUUGGCUUGUUGAUGGCGGUCUUAAUUGUACCGCUCUUGUACACCAACAAAACAGACCUCCCUACUAUUGACGCCGAAGCAGAGAAGUUGGAUGAGACCAAACAGAUGGAUUUGCCAUCCGGGAUGAACGAGCAAUCGGGGGCAAAGUACAGGAAAUGAAUCGGGGACGUUGUAAGGGAUAUGAUUCGUUUCGGUUAUCUAUA
This is a messenger RNA of Toxorhynchites rutilus septentrionalis, 944 nucleotides long. RefSeq lists its product as uncharacterized. Lineage: Eukaryota; Metazoa; Arthropoda; Insecta; Diptera; Culicidae. Bases 373 to 900 code for a protein of 175 amino acids. The transcript is spliced from 2 exons. The record is from RefSeq and is a predicted model, not a curated record.